AUAUAUAUUGAUCAAGUGUCAAAUUAUACACACAUAUUUACACUUGAGCAUAAACGAAAGGUGACAUUUGCAGCUUUUCCAAACAACAAAACUGAAGUUACGGCAGACCGUUAAUUAGUUUCUUGCAACGUCCAUGCAUGAUCCCCCUCAAUCCUCAUUGUGCAGUAAAAGAAAUUCCUUUACUGUAAAUCUAUGGAAGAAUUGUAAAAGGCAAGAAACCUUCAAAAUGUCGAUGGAGAACGGACUUUUUAUAUGUCGGAAGAAAUUUAACGAUAAUCUCUUCGGCGUUUUCUUUGGCCAAAAUCCAUUAAAAUCAUCUUUUCCCCUUGUUCUGUUGGAGUUGACGUUUCUCAUAUGUGUUUCUCGCGUCGUCCGGCUUCUCCUCAAGCCCUUCGGGCAGCCUAAAGUUAUCUCGGAGAUCAUCGGUGGCAUUAUACUUGGGCCAUCUGUGUUAUGCCGUAGCGAGAAGUUUCGUAUGUAUAUGUUCCCUGAUAAUGCGUUUUAUGUGAUCCAGAAUAUGGGGCUAAUAGGAUUCAUGUAUUUUCUCUUCAUAUCUGGUGUGAAAAUGGACAUAUUUGCAGUAAGGAAAGCGGACAAAAAGCAUUGGUACAUUGCGCUAGUCGGGGUGAUGGGGCCACUCUGUUGUAGCAUAGCUGUUGCAUUUUCUUGGAGGAAGUCUAUGGAUACGAAGAUGGUGAAGGCUUCUUCGAUUUGGGGGAUAACCUCGUCUCUGGCAAUGACGGCUUUCCCUGUUCUUUAUCCAAUCAUGAAGGAGCUCAACUUACUUAGCUCUGAAAUUGGGAGGGUGGCCCUAUCCAUUGCAGUAAUCGGUGAUGUGAUAGGAAUGAACGGUGUGGUUAUAUUCGAGGCCUCCAAGCAAGGCGAAGGGAAGCCUAUAGCUGCUUUGUGGUACAUUGUCUCGUUGACUGUGGUUCUAGCAUCUAUAUUUGGUGGUGUAAGACAGUUCAUGAUAUGGAUUAUCCGGACAACCCCUGUAGGGAAGCCGGUGGAUCAAGUUUAUGUGAUUGCCUUGUUGUUGGGUGUUUUUGUUGUUGCUUUUGUUGCUGACAUGUUGGGCCUUGCUGUUGCCAACGGGCCGUUGUGGCUUGGGUUGGCCGUGCCAGAUGGCCCUCCAUUAGGAGCCAUUCUUGUGGAGAAAAGUGAGACCAUUAUUACCAACAUUUUCAUGCCAUUCUCGUAUAUGUAUGUAGGCAUGAUUACGGAUCUAUCAUCCAUGAGCGGCCAUUGGUAUCAUUUGCAGCCGCUGCUUUAUGUGGUUUUAACCGGAUACAUCAUGAAAAUGGUUUUCACUCUCAUUGCUGCCCGUUUCUUAGACAUGACCAUUAGAGAUAGCCUCACUCUCAGCCUGAUAAUGAGCUUGAGGGGUGAAAUAGAGUUUUUGUUGUUUAUCCAUUGGGUAGAUUUUAAGAUGGUGGGAGUACCGGAAUUCACAUUGCUGGUCCUGUUGACAGUUUCUGUGACUGCUGUAGCUGCGCCCUUGAUCAGCAUACUCCAUGAUCCUACGAGGCCUUAUAUGCUGAACACGAGACGCACAAUUCAACACACCGCUCCUAACAAUGAGCUCCAUAUUGUAGCAUGUAUCGAUGAGGAAGAGAAUUUGUAUGGACUAAUGAAAUUACUUGAGCUCUUUAAUCCAACUGCUAGCACUCCUAUCUCUGUUCAUGCUUUACGCCUAAUUGAGCUCGUUGGUCGUGCCAACCCGGUGUUCAUUGACCAUGAAACUGAAGAAGAUAAGGGAGCUGAAGGAUGCAGAUUCAGUUCGUUACAUAAUGCUCUAAAGAUUUUUGCUGAGGCUAGAGGUGAUUACGUAAGGAUACUUUCAUAUACAGCAAUCACCCCUAAGAGAAGCAUGCAUCAAGACAUCUGUGAGCUAGCUCUUUCUAAGCAAGCUUGUUUGAUCAUAGUACCAAUUCCACAGAGAAUAAUGGAUAACAUGGCAGGGACGCCGGCUAGGAAGUCAGCCUCUCAAUCCCUGAGUUCUAACGUGUUGAAACAUGCGCCUUGCUCGGUAGGAGUUCUAGUGAGCAAGAAGGAGUACCCAAAUCUUGUUUCUGGUUUGAGAAGCUCAAUGCAUCACUUUAUCCUUCUAUUCUUGGGUGGAGCGGAUUCUAGAGAGGCGCUUUCUUAUGCAGACCGUGCUGCUGGAUGUCCGGAUACAUCACUCACUGUCGUCAGGUUUCUUUCACAUGAAAAUGAGGGUGAUAUCGAGAUGGAAAAGAAGCUUGAUGAUCAAUUAGUGACAUCGUUUUGGGUGAAAAACGAAGCUAACGAGCGUGUAGUCUAUCGGGAGGCAGUGGUGAAGAACGGAGAGGAAACUAUGGCUGUUAUUCAUGCAAUGAAUGAUGAGUGCUAUGAUCUUUGGAUCGUGGGAAGAAACCAUGUAAAUCCUGUUCUCUUACAAGGACUAUCAAAUUGGACUGAAAUCAGUGAGCUCGGAGUUGUAGGAGAGUACAUUGCCUCUGCUGAUUUUAGCAGUAGCGCUUCAGUUUUAGUGGUGCAACAACAAAUCUUAAGAGGCCAGAAAAGGAAUUCAGGUAGUCUAGUUGGAAGAUUCUUGUUAAACGAAUAUUGGAAUAAGGUAAUGCAUAUAUAACCGUUAAUUGCAGUGUUAGGCCUUAGGAAAUCACUGCUUAGACACAACUUGAGUAGUAAAUAUGUGAAGUUUUGCUCUACUUCUUAGUUCAGGGAAGCUGUAAAUAGAUGUCAUUUUCUUUGUAAUACAAAUUCCAGACCUUCAGACUGCACUUGUGACAAGAAAAGUUCACUAAA
Salvia miltiorrhiza (redroot sage) is the source of this 2790-nucleotide messenger RNA. Its product is annotated as cation/H(+) antiporter 24. The transcript is spliced from 3 exons. Gene Ontology annotation, cellular component: endomembrane system; membrane. Gene Ontology annotation, biological process: proton transmembrane transport; regulation of pH. The coding region runs from base 134 to 2614 and encodes 826 amino acids. NCBI's taxonomy places the organism in Eukaryota, Viridiplantae, Streptophyta, Magnoliopsida, Lamiales, Lamiaceae. Gene Ontology annotation, molecular function: antiporter activity. The record is from RefSeq and is a predicted model, not a curated record.